Oikopleura dioica is the source of this 831-nucleotide messenger RNA. NCBI's taxonomy places the organism in Eukaryota, Metazoa, Chordata, Appendicularia, Copelata, Oikopleuridae. The record is from the annotation of a GenBank genome assembly.
AUGAAACUAACCAGUAGGUUGUUAUUUCUUUUCAUUUUUGCUUCGGCGGAUGAUUUUUCGAGAGGCCCAAGGCCGCGGCCAGACUCGACGAACCCGGACUGCCCGAAUUGGGGAACAGAGAUUGGCGGCUAUUGCUUGUGGAAAGGAUCGCAUUUUCCAGUGAAGAGGGAGGAAGCUGAUGAGCUUUGUCAACGAUCAGGAGGACAUGUUUUUCUUCCCGUUGAAAAACCGAGAAAUUUGCUCCUGCAGAAAAUCUACAGAAGCUCCGGUCUUUCUUUCCGCUCACCAAUUUGGAUGAAUUUGGAGCAAGUCGGCUUCUUCAAAAUGCGAUUCAAAAAGGGCUCGCGAAAAUGCAAAACUUUGCCGAAGCUCAAAACUGACCAAACUCCCCGGCCUCCAUCUUGGAUUCACAAGUAUUCAAACGCUCUGUUUUACAAAUCAAGGAUGUCGGGCUACAUGAAGAAUGUUUUGUACUAUCCAGAUGGGAAAAAUAUAAGAUUCUACCUUGUCCGAAAGUGUGACAUUGCGUAUCCGAUCUGCACAACGAAGAAGAUUCCUUCAGCUUCAAGCUUGAAAACAACAAUGAGAACUUCAACCACGAAGACGACGAUGAAAACAAAGACGACGACAACAACAACAUCGACAACUACCAGCACAACAACCACGACGACAACAACCACGACGACAACAACGACCUCUUUCGACGACAUCGCAUCAACCUACGUAGACCACUUUACUGCUACUUACACAAGUCCUUGGGCCGCCCCUGAGCAAGUUUCUGUAAGAAUCCAGGACGGAUUUCAUUCUGCAUCAGAUUAUUCUAGCGGCUAA